This is a messenger RNA of Columba livia (rock pigeon), 1726 nucleotides long. RefSeq names its product transformer 2 beta homolog (gene TRA2B). The transcript is spliced from 10 exons. Gene Ontology annotation, molecular function: RNA binding. Gene Ontology annotation, biological process: positive regulation of mRNA splicing, via spliceosome. Gene Ontology annotation, cellular component: spliceosomal complex. The record is from RefSeq and is a predicted model, not a curated record. Lineage: Eukaryota; Metazoa; Chordata; Aves; Columbiformes; Columbidae. The coding region runs from base 766 to 1335 and encodes 189 amino acids.
ACUUCCUCUGCGGAGAGUGCUGGCUCCGGGCACGGUCGGGUCGGGUCGGCGGUGGCGGGGAGCGGCGCGGCGGAACGAUGAGCGACAGCGGGGAGCAGAACUACGGCGAGCGGGUAAUACACGGAGCCUGAGUGCGCUGCCUGGCCGCCCCCCCCUCCCCCUUUCACCUUCCUCCGCCCCGCUCCGGGGCUGCGGCGCGGCGGGUGAGGAGGCUCCGGCGGAGGUUAAUGUUGAAGAAGGAAAAUGCGGAAGUCGCCAUUUGACAAGUUUUAUAAAUGAGAAUUAUUUGAAGCUCAGGAAUAAGUGAAGCUGAAAUUUGAAAAAAAAGAAAGUGAAUGCAUGCUAAUUAUCAGACCAGAAGUCCCACUUGUAGAAUAUUGAGCAAUUUGUGUGAAGUGGGGAAGAUGAAAGAAGUCAGAAUUUGAAACGGAAGAAUGAAGAAAAGGAAUAAAAAUGAAGUUAAGAUAAGAAGUAAUCUGGAAUCUGAAAGCACUACGCUAAGAAUCCCGUUCUGCUUCCAGAAGCGGAAGCGCUCAUGGCUCUGGCAAGUCGGGGCGGCACACCCCUGCAAGAUCGCGCUCUAAGGAGGAUUCCAGGCGCUCCAGGUCAAAAUCUAGAUCCAGGUCUGAAUCCAGAUCUAGAUCAAGGAGGAGUUCCCGUAGACACUACACAAGGUCCCGCUCUCGGUCCCGCUCGCAUAGGAGAUCCAGAAGUAGGUCUUACAGUCGGGAUUAUCGGCGACGACACAGUCACAGCCAUUCACCCAUGUCUACUCGCAGACGUCACAUUGGAAACAGGGCAAAUCCUGACCCCAAUUGUUGUCUCGGCGUGUUUGGAUUGAGUCUGUACACCACAGAAAGAGAUCUGAGAGAAGUUUUCUCCAAGUAUGGUCCAAUUGCUGAUGUUUCCAUCGUGUACGAUCAGCAGUCUCGGCGUUCAAGAGGAUUCGCGUUUGUGUACUUCGAAAACGUUGAGGAUGCUAAGGAAGCAAAGGAACGUGCCAAUGGAAUGGAGCUGGAUGGCAGGAGGAUCCGGGUAGACUUCUCCAUCACAAAAAGACCUCACACACCCACUCCUGGAAUCUAUAUGGGAAGACCCACUUACGGCAGCUCACGAAGACGAGAUUACUACGACAGAGGGUACGACAGAGGUUAUGAUGAUCGUGACUAUUACAGCAGAUCAUACAGAGGAGGCGGCGGUGGUGGAGGAGGAGGAUGGAGAGCUGUUCAAGAAAGGGAUCAGUUUUACAGGAGGAGAUCCCCGUCCCCGUACUACAGCCGAGGGGGCUACAGAUCCCGAUCCAGAUCUCGAUCCUAUUCACCUCGUCGCUAUUAAAGCAUGACAUGUAGAGGAAUUCCUAGCUACAGCCUUUGAGUUGAAAUUGCAAGUUUGUGGACAAUAUUUUUAUUGUCUCUUCUGUUGAAACAAGUGAACAGUGCCUAGCGAAUAGGUGACUUUUACACCUUUUAUGAAGACUACUUCUGUGACGUUCAAUGCUGUUUCAUUCUGCGUAUUUGUGUAGUUUGGUGCUUUGUUUCUGGUUGUGUUUGGAGAGGAGUAUGUUUUGCAUGUAUUUUUUUAGUCUCAAUUUUGACUCCUGAAAGGUUUUUAUUGUAAAGACAGAACUGUUCAGUUAGGUUUUUUCUACUGAUUCCAAUGUAUCCUGAAGAUCAAAACCUGUGUAAAAUGCUUUCAAAAAGUGAAAAAUAAAAUAAAAAGAAGUUUG